AUGCCUGAUUUACAUUCUCUUCCAGCAGGGUCCAGGCCAGAACACGCAGUGCGAAAUAAUGGGCCUGACAACCUAGCUUUGGAGCGGUAUAAGCUGAGGGAGCUAGCAGAAGGCUGGCCCGCAUAUCGUGAUGCAUGCGAAUGGGAAAAUUUAAAGUCAAUUUUUCACCCAGAGGCCUACAUCUAUACCACCUGGACUGGACGAACCUUUUACCUUGACUUUAUCAAUGCUUCCCAGAAGGGCAUGGAUGGCGGUGCAUUCAUCAUGCACAGGAUUCACGGGUCCACUACCGAUAUUACUCCAGACGCAUCACGGGCAGUGACGAAAAUGAAAGUAACAAUCACUCAGCGUUUCGUUCUCGAUGGCUGCGAGGUGGAUGCUGAAUCUGACUGUCGAUUUUGCUUUUUCUGGGAGAAAACUGGCAAUGGAGAAUGGCGUGCAAAGUUUGUCCGUCAUUGGUAUGAAAAGGACAAGCUAAUACCGGUAAAUCCAAACAAGGUUCCGGUGUUAGAUGAGGUGGCACUUGCUCAAUAUCCCAAUGGAUAUCGUUAUCUUGCUUACUGCCAAGAAAGGACCAUGGGAGUCAAGGUCCUUUUGGAUAUGCCUGGCCACCGAAGAGAUGGGAACAAUGCAAAUGGCCAGAAACAUGAUCUGCUCUAUUGGCAAUGUAAGCAAUGGCUGGACGGUGAAGAACUGGACAUUUGA
Messenger RNA from Aspergillus bombycis, 705 nucleotides. RefSeq names its product pea pathogenicity protein 2. The record is from RefSeq and is a predicted model, not a curated record. The transcript has 2 exons. Bases 1 to 705 code for a protein of 234 amino acids. NCBI's taxonomy places the organism in Eukaryota, Fungi, Ascomycota, Eurotiomycetes, Eurotiales, Aspergillaceae.